This is a messenger RNA of Pelobates cultripes (western spadefoot toad), 306 nucleotides long. The record is from the annotation of a GenBank genome assembly. NCBI's taxonomy places the organism in Eukaryota, Metazoa, Chordata, Amphibia, Anura, Pelobatidae.
AUGACAUACCGAAGCACACCCUUGAAGAUUAUCACGCAAAACUGCAGAGGUCUUAACAUCCCUGAACGCAGGACACACCUGCUAAGGGAAUUGAAGAAAAAACGUGUGGCUGUAACUAUGCUGCAGGAGACACACUUCCAAGAAGGGAAAUCCCCUAAACUGCAAAAUAGACAUUACCCAAAUAACUACUUCUGCAAUCAUCCAACGGCCCAUAAAUCCGGAGUGGCCAUAAAAUUAGCAGCUGAACUAGAAUUUAGAGAAUUAGAACGUGUACAGGAAGAUAUCUAUUCCUCAAGGGCAUCAUAG